CUAAAACAACAAAACUAAAUUUAUUGUCCAAACCCCAAACUUCCAGUUUUUGCUCCGUUGGCUUUUUAUCCACAAGAGGGACAAAAUUGCUUACGCCUGAAGUACAGUAUAUAAAUGAACCUCCGCCAUAGCUAGGGUUUUAGUUUUACCAACAGCUUCUAAUAAUCCACCUCGCAGAAAUGGAUACUUCCUUAAGAUACGGUGGAGAAUCACGCGCUCUCAGGAUCGCCACAAACAAGAAUCCUCCUACGGUGAAGUACGCCGGAGAUGUAAGUGCCCUCAAAAUCCACGCUAAGCAGAAGCUCCAAAUCGAUUCUAACACGCUACUUCAGCUUAGCGGAGAGCUUGAUACAGGAACUGGGCUUCCAACUUUCUUAUGUGCACUUGUUAGACACUCCUAUCCUACUCUUUCAGCUAGCCUUGGAGCUGGAUUGCAUUAUGAUAAAAAUGAAAAUCUCCAUUGCACCUUGCGUGGGAAAAAAGCAUAUCCAGUUUCAUUCAAUCGUGAUGUGAACUUUGUUCUUAAAGGGCGUUGCAAUAUUGACCAAGAGUUGACUCAGCCAACACCACAGGGAGCUCUUGAGUUGGUAUGGAACAUGCUAGAUUUUCAGAAAGACCAAGAUGUAAGACUCAAACUUGGCUUGGAAAUCGUUGACAAGAUUCCGUAUGUACAAGUCAGGGAAAACAAUUGGACAUUUAAUGUUGAUAUUAAUGGAAGAUGGAAUACUGCAGACAUUUGGUCCAUCUCUUCUGUCGCAGAGGCUUGCAGAUGUGGUCCGCAGAUUGCAGACAUUUUGAUUUCAAAAAAACAAACAACACCUAAGACUUUUUCAGGCGUAGAGGAGAAAUAUCAAUAG
Lactuca saligna is the source of this 857-nucleotide messenger RNA. Lineage: Eukaryota; Viridiplantae; Streptophyta; Magnoliopsida; Asterales; Asteraceae. The record is from the annotation of a GenBank genome assembly.